Messenger RNA from Megalobrama amblycephala (Wuchang bream), 2872 nucleotides. RefSeq lists its product as uncharacterized. Bases 70 to 2409 code for a protein of 779 amino acids. The record is from RefSeq and is a predicted model, not a curated record. The transcript has 6 exons. NCBI's taxonomy places the organism in Eukaryota, Metazoa, Chordata, Actinopteri, Cypriniformes, Xenocyprididae.
AAACGAUUCGCAGGUUUCGAAGCUUCACGAGUGUUUCGAUAGCGUCCAUCACUAAUUACACCUUUAUAUAUGAAAGACAUGGAUCUUCAAGAUUCCGAUGAACUCUACGAUUCUAUAUCAGAGAGUUCAGAUUCUUACAUUUCAGAUAUCUUUUCUGAAAGUGACAGUGAUGAUAACCUUAUAUCAGACCAGGCAAAACUUCAGCUUCUUGACGAAAUGAAUGUUGAUGAGUCUGGCUCAACGAGUUCCCCUGUCUGUGAGACAACGUCAGACAAAAUGACCUUUGAUAGGCAUAGCCUUACAUCUGAAGCAUCUGGAACAGCAGAAGAACCCUGCUCCAGUCAAGACACAAAAGACGGUGUAGUUGUUAGUGCAUACCAUAAAAUAGGUGGCAGUAGAGUGUACGACAAGAGGCAUUACUGCUUGUAUUGCCGUAAGCCUUACGCUAAGAUGGCAAGGCAUCUAGAAGGUUUGCAUGAAAAAAAACCUGAUGUGGCUAAAGCUCUAAGCUUUCCAAAGGGAUCCAAGGAGAGAAGAAAACUGCUAGAUUAUAUUCGCAACAGAGGAAACUAUGCUCACAAUGCUGCUGUUUUGAAAUCAGGAAAGGGGGAACUAGUGCCAUUGAAACGGCCACCUAAAGAAGCGCAAGUAGAGGAUUUCAUGCACUGUGUAUACUGUCAAGGGCUUUUUAUAAGAAAGCUCCUGUGGCGACAUCUGCGCUCUUGUAGACUUAAACCUCAAUCAUUCACCCCCAAACCAGGAAAAUACCGUGUUCAGGCUUUGUGUAGAUACACAGGGCCUGUGCCUUCAAACAUAUCUAAACAACUGUGGGGAGUAAUCACUACCAUGAAUCUUGACCCAAUCACAGAAAUUAUAAAAAACGACAAAGUAAUUAUUGAUUUUGGGCAGCACUUGUUAAACAAAGGCGGGAUAUCAGCCAAGAAUAAACAGUAUGUGCGAGAGAAGAUCCGACAGUUGGGAAGGCUGCUUUACAAUGCUAGGAAGGUUACCUCCCUAAAAACAAUGAAAGAUUGUGUAAAUCCAAAGAAGUACAUGGAGAUUGUCAAAGCUGUCAAGCAUACAUGUGGGUAUAACAUUGAAACCGACAAGUUCUUGCUUCCAACACUUGCCAACAAGCUUGGAAAUUCUCUGGUUAAAAUAAACAAAGUCUUAAAAGCUCAGGGUUUACUCUCAAACAACAAAGAACUUGUGAAGAAUGCCAGUGAGUUUCAAGACAUCCAUGAGGAGAAGUGGAACGAGCUGAUCUCGGCUACAGCAUUGAGGAACAUGAGGGACGCAAAGAGUAAUGUACCCACUCUUAUUCUCUUUACUGAAGAUGUUCAAAAAAUGCAUACACAUCUCAGUCAAGUACAAGAUAAGUGGUACAAAUUACUCUCUGAAAGUCCCUCUACUAAAGCCUGGAUGGAGCUGGUGAAGGUGUGUCUAGCCCAGGUGAUUCUCUUUAACCGGCGCAGGGAAGGAGAGGUAGCGAGCAUGCCUUUGUCUGCAUUUUUAUCAAGAGACACUUUUGAUCCAAAUGUGGAUGUGGGUUGGGCACUCUCUGAAGUGGAAAAAAUACUCUGCAGACACUUCUCAAUGAUUGUCACCAGGGGAACCCAUGGCUGGCCGGUUCCAAUUCUUCUGACUCCAAAAAUGUUGUGUGCCUUAGAACUGCUUGUUCAGCAGAGAGAGGCGUGUGGGGUUCUUAAAGACAAUGGUUAUUUGUUUGCAAGACCAGAAGCCAUGACGUAUUUCGAACGGUCAGACUGCCUCCGUGGCUUUGCAAAGGCUUGUGGUGCAAAGUUUCCCAAGUCACUGACAUCUACCAGACUGCAAAAGCAUGCCGCGACCCUUUCAACAGUGCUGAAUAUGACAGACACAGAGAUGGACCAACUUGCCAACUUUCUUGGACAUUACAUAAUAAUCCAUGGUGAGUUCUAUCGACUCCCUGAGAAGACCCUGCAACUUGCCAAGAUCAGCAAAGUUCUAAUGGCUCUUGAGCAAGGAAGAUUAGCUGAGUUCCAUGGCAAGAACUGGGAUGAAAUUGGGAUCAAUCCUGAUGAAAAAGUUCUGAACUGUGAUGAGGAAGACAAGAGCAUACAGGAAGGACAAUGUUCAUCUACUGUUCAUGGUAAAAUUACACAGAGGAAAAAACCCUGGCAGCAGACAGAGGUGCAGGCGGUGGAAAGACACAUGAUGCAUUUCAUCACAUCUUGUACUGUACCAGCAAAGAGUGACUGUGAGAAGUGUUUAAAGGCUGAACCAGAAGCUCUAAAGAACCGGGACUGGAAGAACUUGAAGUUCUUCAUAUAUAACCGCAUUACAGCUUAUAAAAGGAAUUUGCAAUGCAAGAUUACCAACUCUGGCAAUAUUGCAGUUGAAACAUCAAACAAUCAAACCAAAAAGUGAAGAUGACUAUAUGGACCACUACAUGGAGAGUGAAACUUCAUCACUAGCAUCAGUAGCACCAUUUACAGGCCAAAAGCCUCUCUGCCAUUGCAUAGGACAACCCAGCCCAUGCUUGAUACAUCAAUGGACUAUAUCCACAGAACGUUCUUAAUAACUUCUGCAAUAAUAUAAGCCAGCUGGAAAGCUUACGGUGAAAUUUCACUUGUUGGUGUGUCCGUAUCUUCGUUGUUCUGAGGCAGCUUUAAAAGCAUCGAUAUUCAUCAAUAUUAAUAGUUUAUAAUCAGAAUAUAGUCACUUAAAUAGGCAGUUCUAGCAUUAAUUUAGUUAUUCAAAGUAAUGUAAGACAACAUAAAAAAGACGCACCCCUCAGUGUUCCUCAGCAAAAUUCAAUUCGACAAUCAGUUUUCACACUUUAAUGUAAAAAAAAAAGUCAACACACUGUAAAUUAAAGAUUUUUUGUGCA